Molecule: messenger RNA, 4551 nt
Organism: Chanos chanos (milkfish)
Lineage: Eukaryota; Metazoa; Chordata; Actinopteri; Gonorynchiformes; Chanidae
Gene: cpsf1
Product: cleavage and polyadenylation specific factor 1
Exons: 37
Coding region: 14-4375 (1453 amino acids)
Cellular component (GO): nucleus
Molecular function (GO): protein binding; nucleic acid binding
Source: RefSeq, a predicted model, not a curated record
GCGCGCCGGCACAAUGUACGCCGUGUACCGUCAGGCUCACACGCCCACCGCGGUGGAGUUCUCGGUCUACUGUAACUUCAUAUCCAGCGAAGAGAAAAACUUAGUGGUUGCUGGAACAUCUCAGCUUUACGUCUAUCGUAUCAUUCACGAUGUGGAGAGCACUUCCAAAGCUGAUAAAUCCACAGAUGUUAAGAGCCGUAAGGAGAAGUUGGAGCUGGUGGCCUCCUUCUCCCUGUUUGGCAACGUCAUGUCAAUGGCCAGUGUUCAACUUGUAGGGACCAACAGAGAUGCUUUGCUUCUCAGCUUCAAAGAUGCAAAGCUUUCCGUGGUGGAGUACGACCCAGGCACACACGACCUGAAGACUCUCUCACUUCAUUUCUUUGAGGAACCAGAGCUCAGGGAUGGCUUUGUGCAGAAUGUACACAUACCCAUCGUGCGGGUAGACCCAGAGAAUCGCUGUGCUGUGAUGCUGAUCUACGGCACUCAGCUUGUUGUCCUGCCUUUUAGGAAGGACACGCUGACUGACGAACAGGAGGGCAUUGUGGGAGAGGGACAGAAGUCCAGCUUCCUGCCCAGUUACAUCAUCGACGUGCGUGAAUUGGAUGAAAAGCUCCUGAACAUCAUUGAUAUGAAAUUUCUCCAUGGUUACUAUGAACCCACGCUACUCAUAUUGUAUGAGCCCAAUCAAACAUGGCCUGGGCGCGUGGCGGUCCGUCAGGACACCUGUAGCAUCGUGGCCAUCUCUCUGAACAUCAUGCAGAAGGUUCAUCCAGUCAUCUGGUCUCUGAGUAACCUCCCCUUUGACUGCACACAGGUCAUGGCUGUGCCCAAACCCAUAGGUGGGGUGGUAGUGUUUGCAGUCAAUUCCUUACUGUAUCUGAACCAAAGCGUCCCACCAUACGGGGUGUCGCUCAACAGUCAGACCAACGGCACCACCGCCUUCCCCCUCCGAGUUCAGGAGGAGGUGAAGAUUACCCUGGACUGUUCUCAGGCAGCGUUCAUCGCCUCUGAUAAAAUGGUUAUCUCUCUGAAGGGCGGAGAAAUUUAUGUACUGACCCUCAUCACAGACGGCAUGAGGAGCGUGCGAGCGUUUCACUUCGACAAAGCGGCCGCCAGCGUCCUCACCACCUGCAUGAUGACCAUGGAGCCUGGCUAUCUGUUUCUGGGUUCACGUCUGGGUAACUCCCUCCUCCUCAAGUACACAGAGAAAAUACAGGAGACGCCGAUAGAGGAGGGGAAAGAGAAGGACAAAGAUAAAGAAAAAGAAAAACAGGAAGAGCCACCGAGCAAAAAGAAGAGGGUGGACUCUACGAACUGGGCAGCUGGGAAGGCGUCUCUGCUGGACGAACUGGACGAGAUUGAGGUGUAUGGGAGCGAGGCCCAGUCAGGCACUCAGCUGGCCACCUAUUCUUUUGAGGUUUGUGAUAGUAUAUUGAAUAUUGGUCCCUGUGUCAAUGCAUCUAUGGGAGAGCCAGCAUUCCUCUCUGAAGAGUUCCAGGGUAACCCAGAACCGGACCUGGAGGUGGUGGUGUGUUCUGGAUAUGGCAAGAACGGGGCCCUGUCUGUGCUUCAGAGGAGCAUCAGACCUCAGGUCGUCACCACGUUUGAACUGCCGGGUUGCCAUGACAUGUGGACGGUCAUAUCCAAUGAGGAGAAGCCAGAGACUGUAAGGCCUCCAGCAGAGGGAGACAGUGAGACCACAGAGGAGGAAAAACAGGAGCCUGUUGUAGAGGAUGAGAAAAACAAACACGGUUUCCUCAUCCUCAGCAGAGAGGACUCCACUAUGAUCUUGCAGACUGGGCAGGAGAUUAUGGAAUUGGACACCAGUGGUUUUGCCACUCAGGGGCCAACUGUGUUUGCUGGUAACAUUGGGGACAACAAAUAUAUCAUCCAGGUGUCUCCGAUGGGCAUCCGGCUGCUGGAGGGAGUGAUCCAGCUUCACUUCAUCCCCGUGGACCUGGGAUCUCCCAUAGUGCACUGCUCCGUGGCCGACCCUUACGUGGUCAUCAUGACCGCGGAGGGCGUCGUCACCAUGUUUGUUCUGAAGAGCGACUCGUACAUGGGGAAGACUCAUCGGCUGGCACUGCAGAAACCGCAGAUCCACACGCAAUCCCGCGUGAUCACGCUGUGCGCGUAUCGUGACAUCAGCGGCAUGUUCACCACAGAGAACAAAGUGAGCUUCCUCACCAAAGAGGACACAGUGGCCAGGAGUCUGUCUGAGGCUGAGACCAUCAUCCAGGAUAUGAGUAACACCGUGGAUGAUGAGGAGGAAAUGCUCUAUGGAGACUCCAAUCCUCUGGUCAGCCCCACCAAGGAGGAACCCAGCCGCAGUGCAGCCUCCGCAAUGCAUUCUGGGAAGGAUGGCACCCAGGGCAAGAUGGAGCCCACCCACUGGUGCUUGGUGAUGAGGGAGAAUGGUGUGAUGGAGAUCUACCAGCUUCCUGAUUGGCGCCUGGUGUUCCUGGUGAAGAACUUUCCAGUGGGGCAGAGAGUACUGGUGGACAGUUCAGCUGGCCAAUCAGCUCAGGGUGAAGUUAAAAAAGAGGAAGUUACACGCCAAGGAGAAAUCCCAUUGGUCAAAGAGGUUGCCCUGGUGUCUCUUGGUUACAACCACUCCCGACCAUAUCUGUUGGCACACGUGGAUCAAGAGCUUCUCAUUUACGAAGCUUUUCCGUACGACCAGCAGCAGGCUCAGAGUAACCUAAAAGUUCGCUUUAAGAAGGUGCCUCACAACAUCAACUUCAGAGAGAAGAAGUCAAAGUUCUCAAAGAAAGACAAGAGGCCAGAGGGUCCCGGAGAGGAGUUGUUGGGGGCCAAGGGUCGUGUGGCUAGGUUCCGCUACUUUGAGGACAUCUCAGGGUACUCAGGGGUGUUUAUCUGUGGUCCUUCCCCUCACUGGAUGCUGGUCACCUCUCGAGGUGCCAUGAGACUUCACCCCAUGACCAUAGAUGGCGCCAUCGAGUCCUUCUCCCCCUUCCACAACGUCAACUGCCCCAAAGGCUUUCUCUACUUUAACAAGCAGGGGGAGCUGAGGAUCAGUGUCCUACCCACGUAUCUUUCCUAUGACGCUCCCUGGCCGGUCCGGAAGAUUCCACUCAGGUGCACGGUCCACUACGUCACCUAUCACGUGGAGUCUAAGGUCUAUGCUGUUUGUAGCAGUGUUAAGGAGGCCUGCACACGCAUUCCCAGGAUGACGGGCGAGGAGAAGGAGUAUGAAGUCAUAGAGAGAGAUGAGCGCUACAUUAACCCUCAGCAGGAGAAAUUCUCCAUCCAACUCAUUUCCCCAGUCAGCUGGGAGGCCAUCCCAAACACACGGAUUGAUCUGGAGGAGUGGGAACAUGUGACCAGCAUGAAGACUGUGGCAUUGAAGAGUCAGGAGACGGUGUCUGGGCUGAAGGGUUACGUUGCCGUGGGAACGUGUCUCAUGCAGGGUGAGGAGGUCACCUGCAGGGGCCGGAUUCUGAUUCUGGACGUGAUCGAGGUCGUGCCCGAGCCGGGGCAGCCCCUGACUAAGAAUAAGUUUAAAGUGCUGUACGAGAAGGAGCAGAAGGGCCCCGUCACCGCCCUGUGUCACUGUAACGGAUACCUCGUCUCUGCCAUUGGACAGAAAAUCUUCCUGUGGAGUCUGAAGGAUAAUGAUCUGACAGGUAUGGCCUUCAUUGACACUCAGCUCUACAUCCAUCAGAUGUUCAGCAUAAAGAACUUCAUCCUGGCCGCCGACGUGAUGAAGAGCAUCUCCUUACUGCGCUACCAGGAGGAGAGCAAGACCUUAUCGCUCGUCAGCAGGGAUGCAAAGCCGUUGGAGGUGUACAGCAUAGAGUUCAUGGUGGAUAACAACCAGCUGGGCUUUCUCGUCUCUGACAGAGACAAAAACCUGUUGGUCUACAUGUAUCUCCCAGAGGCUAAGGAGAGUUUUGGGGGGAUGCGCCUCCUGCGUAGGGCAGACUUUAACGUUGGGGCCCAUGUCAACACGUUCUGGAGGAUGCCCUGUCACGGCAUACAGGACCCUAACAACAAAAAGGCCCUGACCUGGGACAACAAACACAUCACCUGGUUUGCGUCUCUGGACGGAGGCAUUGGUCUGCUCUUGCCCAUGCAGGAGAAGACAUACAGGAGACUUCUGAUGUUACAGAAUGCCCUGACUACAAUGCUACCACACCAUGCUGGACUCAACCCUAAAGCUUUCAGGAUGCUGCAUAGCGAUCGGCGGACGCUGCAGAAUCCAGUGCGGAACAUUCUAGAUGGAGAACUCCUCAACAAGUACCUGUACCUGAGCACCAUGGAGCGUAGCGAGCUUGCCAAGAAGAUUGGUACCACGUCAGACAUUAUUUUGGAGGACCUGUUGGAGAUUGACAGGGUAACUGCUCACUUUUGAAGCGCCUGAUUGGUCCCUGUGGAUGUGGGAUGUUCCUUGGCUGCUCCCUCUACAUCUGAUUGUUUUCUAUGAAUUGAAAAAAAAAAAAUUGAGUUUCUUUAAUGUCAGAUUGUUUUUGAACAAUGAGGAAGACAGGAUGAAAAUAUGUUUUUGUUAUACGAUCUGUCCUGUCAAAG